Trichechus manatus latirostris (Florida manatee) is the source of this 3595-nucleotide messenger RNA. It is a transcript of the gene RAG2, whose product is annotated as recombination activating 2. Gene Ontology annotation, biological process: V(D)J recombination. The coding region runs from base 1462 to 3045 and encodes 527 amino acids. NCBI's taxonomy places the organism in Eukaryota, Metazoa, Chordata, Mammalia, Sirenia, Trichechidae. Gene Ontology annotation, cellular component: DNA recombinase complex; nucleus. Gene Ontology annotation, molecular function: protein binding; sequence-specific DNA binding. The record is from RefSeq and is a predicted model, not a curated record. The transcript has 2 exons.
CCGAGUACAUUCUACCUAUCAGAUGCUUUGUAUCUAUUAAUACUCACAAUAAGGUAGGUAUCAUCCCCAUUGUUGAGAUAAAGAAACUGAAGCUCAAAAAGGUUAUUCAGCUAGUAUGUAAGUAGCAGAACUAAAACUCCAACCCAGAUCUGUCUACCUCUGAUCAUUGCAUUCUAUCAUCUAAGCUACAUGGAAAUUGAUUAAAUGACUAACGAUAGUGAAUGGUUAAAUAAAUUAUGAUAUAUUUAAUGGACUUUUAUGCAACUAUUAACUAUUAUAAAGGUGACACAAUGGAAAUUAAAAUAUACAGUUCAUAAUGUAUAUGAAAUAAUGUUAGAUUAAACAAACAAAAACCAUUUAAAUGCAUUCUGGAUACAACUAGACAAAAAUGUGCACAUAUUUGGAUAAAAAAUAGAAAAGAGAACAAAGAAAUGAAAAGUUUUAUGGUUAGGUGAUGUGUUUAUAGGUGGUAUGUAUUUCUCUUGAUAUAACUGUUUUUAAUGAAUUAUUUGAAAACUAAGUCAGCUCUUGCCACAUCGGUUCUCAACCCUUUGGUUUAUUCUUCCUUUAACUACAAAACUUUGGGGUGACGGUGGGGUAGGCUACCAAGAUAGUUCUUGCUAUUAAGACCACAGUGGAGUAUCUACCUUGACUGAGUGCUUUACAGACAUUAUCUCAUUUAAUAUUUUUGCACCAAUCUUAGGAGGUAAAUAUUUCUAUUAUUCCCAUUUCAGAGAUGGGAAAACAAAGGCUUACAGAUUAAGAUGACUCCAUCUGAAAAAGUAUAAAGCUAGCAGAGAAAACCAAGUUAGCCUGACUUCAAAGCCCAUUCUCUUAAUCAUUACACCAUACAGUAUUACACAGUAGCUUACCGUCAUUAAGUUGGUAGUAAGCCUCUAAAAACUAGAAUUCCUUUUCAGCCUUGUAUUAAAUGAGACCAGAGAGGAACAAUUCAAAGUUAAAAUGACUGGCAUGGGUAUUAGUGGUCUUUGCUUUAGAGCAAAUAAUUUUCCAUUCGAUUCACGACAGUAUUAAGUUAAAUCAUGGUAAUUGUAUGUUUUGUCUGUUUUUCUAAAUUUUUUUAAUUAAAAAAUAAAACAGGUUUCAACCAGCAUUUAUUUUUCUUUCCAAGCGAAUACUGAAUUGUGUUUCCACUCUUCACUAGUAAUGAAAUGGUUAAAUCUUGAGGGUACACCCUGGUGGAUAUCUCCCUCAACCAUCUAAAGAGGAAAAAAAAAGUCACAGUCAGUUACUCCCGUUAGCUCUGUGUUCAUUAGAACACUUGUAGGCACAUACACACGCUCUCUUUACUGUCAGCCUUCGGCUUGCCAGUCACAGUGGGCAGUCAGAGCAUCUGUCCCAAGUGCUGACAUUUUACACCUGGCUUAGCGGCAAACAUUCAGAGAGGGGUGAACAGCCCCGCUGGCCUUCAGAUAAAAGAUCUACCCACGAUCAGAAAAUAUGUCACUGCAGAUGGUAACAAUCAGUAAUAAUAUAGCCUUAAUUCAACCAGGCUUCUCACUGAUGCGGUUUGAUGGACAAGUUUUCUUCUUUGGCCAGAAAGGUUGGCCUAAGAGAGCCUGCCCCACUGGAGUUUUCCAUUUUGAUAUAAAGCAUAACCAUCUCAAACUGAAGCCUGUAUUUUUCUCCAAGGAUUCGUGCUAUCUUCCUCCUCUUCGCUACCCAGCCAUUUGCACAUUCAAAGGCAGCUUUGAGUCUGAAAAGCAUCAAUACAUUGUCCAUGGAGGGAAAACGCCAAACAAUGAGCUUUCAGAUAAGAUUUAUGUCAUAUCUGCUGUUUGCAAGAACAACAAAAGAGUUACUUUUCGCUGCAUAGAGAAAGAUUUAGUAGGAGAUGUUCCCGAAGCCAGAUAUGGCCAUUCCAUUGAUGUGGUGUAUAGUCGGGGGAAAAGUAUGGGUGUUCUCUUUGGAGGACGUUCAUACAUACCUUCUGCCCAAAGAACCACAGAAAAAUGGAACAGCCUAGUUGACUGCCAGCCUCACGUUUUCUUGGUGGAUUUUGAAUAUGGGUGCUGUACAUCAUACAUUCUUCCAGAACUUCAGGAUGGGCUAUCUUUUCAUGUCUCCAUUGCCAGAAAUGAUACCAUUUACAUUUUAGGAGGCCAUUCACUUGCCAAUAACAUCCGCCCUGCCAACCUGUACAGGAUAAGCGUUGAUCUCCCCCUGGGUAGCCCAGCUGUGAGUUGCACAGUCUUGUCAGGAGGAAUCUCUGUCUCCAGCGCAAUCCUGACUCAAACUAGCAAUGAUGAAUUCGUUAUUGUUGGUGGCUAUCAGCUUGAGGAUAAAAAAAGAAUGGUCUGCAACAUAGUCUCUUUAGAGGACAACAAGAUAGAAAUUCGGGAGAUGGAGACCCCAGAUUGGACCCCAGAUAUUAAGCACAGCAAGAUAUGGUUUGGAAGCAACAUGGGAAAUGGAACUGUUUUCCUUGGGAUACCAGGAGACAAUAAGCAGGCUAUUUCAGAAGCAUUUUAUUUCUAUAUGUUGAAAUUUACUGAAGAGGAUGGGAACGAAGAUCAGAAAACAUUCACAAACAGCCAGACAUCCACAGAAGACCCAGGGGACUCCACUCCCUUUGAAGACUCAGAAGAAUUUUGUUUCAGUGCAGAGGCAGAUAGUUUUGAUGGUGAUGAUGAAUUUGACACCUAUAAUGAAGAUGAUGAGGAAGACGAGUCUGAGACGGGCUACUGGAUCACAUGCUGCCGUACUUGUGAUGUGGAUAUCAACACUUGGGUACCAUUCUAUUCAACUGAACUCAACAAACCCGCCAUGAUCUACUGCUCUCAUGAAGACGGUCACUGGGUCCACGCCCAGUGCAUGGAUCUCGCAGAACGCACGCUCAUUCAACUAUCAGAAGGAAGCAACAAGUACUACUGCAAUGAGCAUGUGGCUAUAGCAAGAGCACUACACACCCCCAAAAGGUCCCUACCCUUAAAGAAGCCCCCACUGAAAUCCCUCCGCAAAAAAGGCCCUGGGAAAAUCUUGACUCCUGCCAAGAAAUCAUUUCUUAGAAGGCUGUUUGAUUAGUUUCACAAAAGCCUUUGAGAUUCAAGUGCAUUAAAUUUUUAAACCUAUUUUAAAGAAUCAUGAUGAUAGAAAUUAUAUUUCUAUUUUUGUUUCUGAAACGGCUGUGUUUCUUUUAGUUACAUGAAUUAAGUGUCAGGAAAGACAGCACGUAACACAAUGCUAAGCAGAGUCAUUGUAGAACUAUACAUUUUGAAAAUAUUUUACUCAAGUGUAUCUUAAAUGAGAAUUUCCAAUCUGAAUUUUUUUCCUUGAAGACAUCUUAAGCACAGAAGAAAGCAGUAAAGUAAUCAAGGUAUAUUUAUAUCCCUCAUAUGAUUUUUUGGUCACAUCUUAUUAAGCAGUUAAGACAAAUUUAACCAGUAAAGAAACUAACACCCAAAGGAAUUAAAUGACUUAUUUUUGUGCAAUAUAGCAAUGUGUUGGUUGGCCAAAAAUUAAAACUGAGAUCACCUGUAUCCCACACUAUUACUCUUUAUGCAACCUCUGAGAUCGCCCCUUGUGCUAUGCUCAUGAAUAGAACAAGUUUCUUAUAGCUGAGACGUGUGUAUAU